Molecule: messenger RNA, 3411 nt
Organism: Phlebotomus papatasi
Lineage: Eukaryota; Metazoa; Arthropoda; Insecta; Diptera; Psychodidae
Gene: Sam-S
Product: S-adenosylmethionine synthase
Exons: 7
Coding region: 711-1922 (403 amino acids)
Biological process (GO): S-adenosylmethionine biosynthetic process
Cellular component (GO): cytosol
Molecular function (GO): ATP binding; methionine adenosyltransferase activity
Source: RefSeq, a predicted model, not a curated record
UCUGAUCUCUCCUCGCAGGGGAUUAAAUCAUUCGCUGAAAGUGCUUUAAACUGUGAAGACGUGCUUGUCUUAAAUUCUUCCAAAAAAAUUUCAAAGUGUAACAAGUUGUAUGAUAGUUCUGUUUAAAGAAAUCCUUUAAAGUGAAAUAAAUUGCUUGCAAAUCUUUUGUGUGAGAUUUUCUUUCUUUUUAGCACUAUUUGCAGGUUCUUUUUUUUUACAACACUCGCCACUUCUAUUAUUUUCUCUGAGGGGUUAUUUUGAUAAUUUUGUUGCUUGCAUGAGGAAUAUUUCCUGCUUUUCAUGGGUUUUCAUGCUGUUUGGCUCUAAGGAUGGUUGCUUUAUCAUUUCAUAGCCGUUAGAUUAUAAAUCAAAAUAGUUGCUCUAUUCGACUCAAAUGCGCUGCAGUCACUUUGGAUAUGUGAACUAUUCACCUCCUUAGUGACUGCUGCAUUUGGUGGUACAAUGAUGUACUAUACCACUGCCACCGAGACUAUAAAAGGCAGCGCAGUGGUGUAAUCGGCCUCUUUUCCACAAGAAGAGGUGCUGGAAUAAGUUCUAUUAAACGAAGACGGCGGAGUGGCUGAAAACAAGGUGUCACAGUGAAUUUUACAAGAUAAUUCAUUAUUCUAUUCACAGUGCGCGAAAUAGAACAUUCAGAAAAAUAAAAAUAACAAUUAAAACACGUUCCGAUAUCAUAAAAAAUAGUAAAAAUGCCGCAAGUUAGCGCAACCAAUGGAUACUCGAACGGACACACCGUUUACGACAUGCAGGAUGGACAGAGGUUCCUCUUUUCCUCAGAAUCCGUCGGAGAGGGUCAUCCUGACAAAAUGUGUGAUCAAAUCAGCGACGCUAUCCUCGAUGCCCAUUUGGCCCAAGAUCCUAAUGCCAAAGUGGCCUGUGAGACUGUCGCCAAGACUGGCAUGAUUUUGCUAUGCGGCGAAAUUUCAUCAACAGCAGUGGUAGAUUAUCAAAAGGUUGUUCGUGAUACAGUCAAACACAUAGGAUAUGAUGAUAGCUCAAAAGGAUUCGAUUGGAAUACCCUGAAUCUCUUAGUGGCAAUUGAAGAACAAUCUGCAAAUAUUGCCGGUGGUGUCCAUGUUAAUCGAAUGGAAGAUGAUGUUGGUGCCGGUGAUCAGGGACUGAUGUUUGGCUAUGCCACGGAUGAAACUGAGGAAUGUAUGCCGUUGACGGUUGUUCUGGCACAUCGUCUCAAUCAGAAAAUUGCCCAAUUACGACGAUCGGGCGAAUUCUGGUGGGCUCGUCCUGACUCCAAGACACAGGUCACAUGUGAAUAUGUGUUCAAUGAGGGAUCAGCAAUUCCCCAACGAGUACAUACGGUUGUUGUGUCAGUGCAGCACUCUGAGAAGAUUAGCCUGGAUGAAUUGCGCAAGGAGGUCAUGGAGAAGGUGAUCAAAGAGGUGAUUCCGGAGAAGUACUUCGAUGCCAAUACAGUAGUCCACAUCAAUUCAUGUGGUCUGUUUAUUAUUGGCGGACCCAUGGGAGAUGCUGGACUUACUGGUCGUAAGAUCAUCGUAGAUACUUAUGGCGGAUGGGGUGCUCACGGUGGUGGUGCCUUCUCUGGCAAGGAUUUCACCAAGGUAGAUCGCUCAGCAGCUUAUGCUGCCAGAUGGGUGGCUAAAUCCUUGGUGAAGGCGGGAAUCUGCAAGAGAUGUCUCGUUCAAGUGUCCUACGCCAUUGGCGUAGCUGAACCCCUUUCAAUCACCGUCUUUGACUAUGGUACAUCCAAGUGGUCUCAGGAUGAACUUGUUGACAUUGUCAACAAGAAUUUUGACUUGAGGCCCGGAAAGAUUGUCAGUGCCCUCAAUCUGCGCAAUCCAAUCUACCAGAAGACAAGCUGCUACGGACACUUUGGCCGAGAUGGUUUCCCAUGGGAACAGCCCAAGGAGUUGCAGAUCAACUGAUCGAUUGAGGUUGACUACAAAAGAAUUAAGUUACAUUAAUUUCACGUGUUUUAUAAAAGUCUAUUUUAUAUAGGUAAUAUUUUUCCAUUUCGGAUUUUUAUUUCGUAGAUGCCUUAUUUUAGAAAAAGUUUUACAUUUUUUUUAUUAAAAUGUUUGAGGCUAGUUUUUUUUUUCAUUUUUACAUAUUUCCGAAAAUUUUACCGGAUUCAUGAGUUUUUGAAUAUUUUAUUUCGCUACACUAUCAGAUACGAAAAAAAUCUCACAUCUUUUUUUAGCCUCAUUCACUCUCCGUCUUCGUUUUAAGUACUAAAAAUUAUAGUGAGAGUAAGAAUUUACAAAAAUGAAAAGAAGAAUGUUUUAUUCGGAAUUUUUUUUAAUGAUUUACAAAUCUAAUUGAAAAGUUUUUGAAACGAAAUUUUAUCCAAGAUAAAAUUGUAGCUACUUAGGUUUUACUGUAAACACAGAACAUGAAAAUAAUUACAAAAAAAACCAACAAUUUAAUGCAUUAGGAAAAAUACUAUUUCAAAUAUUGUACUUGUAACUAAUGGAAUUUAUAAGUGUUCGGGAUUCUGUGUAUGAUGCUAGAUCGCAAUGUAGAUCACAGUAGGAUAAUGUCAAGUGUGAUCUCAUGUGACAUCCUGUAGAUCACAGCCUGCUGCAAUUCCCUGUGUCACUGAUGGAAUGAAUAACGAUUUUUUAAUACAAAUUGAAUUUAACUUCAAUCGUGUAACUUCAAAAUAGAAAUUACUAUUCUCAGAAAUUUGGCGAUAUUGAGAAAAUUCCCCGAAUAUUUUCACACUAUCGCUAGAGAAUGGUUCUUUUAAUUAAUGUGUAGAAAUAUUUUUUGAGAAAAAGGAAGAGAAAAAAAUAAGAAGUUGCAAUGUUUAAUUGCUAAUUUUUCCAUCAGCACAUGGUUUUGUGUUGUGUUUACGCGAAGGAUUUUAUUUGUGGGAAAGAGCCAGAGCGAAAACACACCGAUCUACAAUGUGAUUGACAAGAGUUACCUCAUCAUGUCAUGCUUUUACAGUGACGAAAUGUAUAUUUUUUUGUGCUCUAUAUUAGAAAAAAAACAAGUAGGUUUAAACAGAGAAUAUUAAAAAAAGAAAGUGACAAGGUAACUACAUGAUAUAAACAAUUAUUUCUUCAUUUGUAGUAUCUUCGAUCUGAUUUGAACCCUUUGUAUUGUGGUAUUUAGUAUUUUUUUUUAUUAUUUUUAUAUUUAUUUUUUGCAUUCGUGCCAUUUUAGCACGAUUAAAGACACUCCAAUUGUUCUCACACAAGAAUGCAUAAACAUGACGAAUGCUAACUUUCUCAGGCAAUGGAGUUUUUUUAUGGUGUUAAAUUAUUGUUUGACUAACUUGUUUGAUUCAUUACAUUUACUGAUGAGGAUACUUGCUAAUGCCAUGAAUCCCGGUAAAAAAUACAAAAAAAAUUUAAAAUUGUAAAAAAAAAUCUAAAAAAAAAAGAAUAAACAGUAGGUGGAAAAGUA